Pterocles gutturalis (yellow-throated sandgrouse) is the source of this 1822-nucleotide messenger RNA. Its product is annotated as lethal(3)malignant brain tumor-like protein 3. Lineage: Eukaryota; Metazoa; Chordata; Aves; Pterocliformes; Pteroclidae. Gene Ontology annotation, molecular function: zinc ion binding. Gene Ontology annotation, biological process: regulation of DNA-templated transcription. Bases 5 to 1822 code for a protein of 605 amino acids. Gene Ontology annotation, cellular component: nucleus. The record is from RefSeq and is a predicted model, not a curated record. The transcript has 16 exons.
CAUCAUGAAUGAAUCUGCCUCUAGUGGAAAUGGUCAAGAGUUUGAUGUAUUUAGUGCUAUGGACUGGAAGGAUGGCAUAGGUACUCUGCCAGGAAGUGACCUAAAGUUUAGAGUGAAUGAAUUUGGGGCCCUGGAAGUGAUUACAGAUGAAAAUGAGAUGGAAAGUGUUAAAAAGGCAACUGCUACCACAACCUGGAUGGUUCCAACUGCUCAAGAAGCCUUUUCAGAAAAGACAGGGAUCCCCACAAGGUUGAAGGAAACCGCAAAAAUGGACGGACUUGUUUUCUGUGAAAACUGUUACAGCUAUGGUACCAUAGAAGAAUUUGUUCCUGAAGGGAAAUUUUGCAGCCAGAAAUGUGCCCAGCAAGUAAAAAACAAAGAACCAAAGGAGGAAAAUCCCAGCAUGGAAUGCAAUGGGGAAGAUGAUUCCAAAGGCAUUCGGAAAAGAAAAGCAAAGUUACCUCUCAAAGAAGAGUCCAGGGAUAAUGGGGAGAAGAGAGAGAAUGCUGAUGAAACUGAGGACAAACCUGAAGGAAGGAUCUUGAGAGUGUCACAGAGAGCCAGGAGGAAAAGAAAAGGGGAAAUAACAGUUUUGAAACAAACUGUACCCUGUAAAGGAAGGCAAGUGUGGUGUUGGGCAUCCUAUCUGGAGGAAGAAAAGGCUGUUGCAGUACCUACUAAGCUUUUUAAAGAGUAUCAAUCUUUCCCGUACAACAAAAAUGGAUUCAAAGUGGGGAUGAAACUGGAGGGCGUAGAUCCUGAGCACCAGUCGAUGUACUGUGUUCUCACAGUGUCCGAGGUUUGUGGCUACAGAAUACGACUCCAUUUUGAUGGAUAUCCAGAUUGUUAUGAUUUCUGGGUGAAUGCUGAUUCUUCAGACAUUCAUCCUGUUGGAUGGUGUGAGAAAACAGGUCACAAGCUUCAUCCACCUAAAGGAUAUAAGGAAGAAGAGUUCAGCUGGCCCUCGUACCUAAAGGCAUGCAAGGCUCAAGCUGCUCCUAAGUCACUGUUUGAAAACCAGAAUGCAACAGUGAUUCCGUCGGGAUUUCGAGUGGGGAUGAAGCUGGAAGCUGUAGACAAGAAGAACCCGACUUUCAUUUGUGUUGCUACGGUAACAGACAUGGUGGACAAUCGUUUUCUGGUUCAUUUUGACAACUGGGAUGAGAGUUAUGACUACUGGUGUGAGGCAGCUAGCCCACAUAUUCAUCCUGUUGGAUGGUGUAAAGAACAUAAAAGAACUCUCAUCACCCCACCAGAUUAUCCACAUGCUAAACAUUUUUCUUGGGAGAAGUAUUUGGAAGAAACUAGUUCAUUACCUGCACCUGCAAGGGCUUUUAAAGUGAAACCUUCUCAUGGCUUUCAGAAAAACAUGAAACUUGAAGUGGUUGACAAGAGAAAUCCAGUAUUUAUCAGAGUAGCAACUAUUGUAGAUACUGAUGACUACAGAAUAAAAGUCCAUUUUGAUGGCUGGGAUAGUAUUUAUGAUUAUUGGACUGAUGUAGAUAGCCCUGAUAUCCAUCCUGCAGGCUGGUGUACAAAAACCGGACACCCUCUUCAGCCCCCACUUAGUCCCUUGGAAUUGGUAGAAGCUUUAGAGCAUGGAGGGUGUCCCACAGCAGGAUGUAAAGGAGUUGGGCAUGUUAAAAGAGCAAGACAUAUUGGCCAUCAUAGCGCAGUCACCUGCCCGUAUUCAGAGAUGAACUUGAACAAAGAAAGCCUCUUACCCGACCGGUUGAGCGGGGAGAUGCCUGCAGCCAGUCCUGUCACCAGGAACCGAAAAGUGGAAUCGAGUGAAAGAUCCACCUCUCCUGUAAUCAAGUAA